Messenger RNA from Hemibagrus wyckioides, 1176 nucleotides. RefSeq names its product CD44 molecule (Indian blood group) a (gene cd44a). The transcript has 5 exons. The record is from RefSeq and is a predicted model, not a curated record. NCBI's taxonomy places the organism in Eukaryota, Metazoa, Chordata, Actinopteri, Siluriformes, Bagridae. Bases 98 to 1174 code for a protein of 358 amino acids.
GUUUAUAAAAGAGGUGAGGCACAUUUCCACUUCUCACACUCUGAAAAGCUCUGAUACUGCUUUACGACUGCAUCGCGCACACCCAGCAGCAUUAACGAUGCACACAAUUCUGCUACUUGUGGUAACAUCUGGACUGGUGUUACUUCAGACAACUCAGGGACUGACUGCAAAUGUGGACCCAGAUACAGACUUCAUUGAAGAGGCAAUGGCUGACGGUUUCAUAGUCGGCACUAAAGAGCCAUACAAAGCUGAGAAAACACAGGAUAAAAACAAUGGCAUUAUGCAUGACUCACUAAACCCAGAGGCAAAUCUAUCCCAUUUUCUGAAGAACAGUGUGCCAACAGAAACUAUAGCCAAAAACCCAGAGGCUAUUACCGAACUCACUAGUGAAAAUACUAAGGAGCUUCCAACGAAUGAAAGUGCUACUAUUUUGAUUACAGCUGGCUCAAUACAAAUCACCACAUUGUCCCCGGAUGAAAAUGCUGAAGGUUCAGGUAUCUUCCCGGAAUGGGUUCUCGAAAAAUCUUCCCUGAACGGAUUGUCGAUGAACAUGGAUGGUUCCGGUGACUCGGGCAUGUUUCUGGAGAUUCUCGAUGAGACGCAAGACAAGGAUCUCCAGUUCACCACCACUGUCCGUAAUUCUCCAGAUCUUAAAAUCUCUACAAUUUCAACAGAAGAGAACGGCGAAUCUGGGAUGGAGCCUGACGCUUCUACCUCAGAUUGGAUGACAACUACGCCAGCUGUUAUUUUAAAUGAAGAUGUAAUAAACAAUGUAGAAAAACCUGUGGAAAAAAGUGCUUUAAAUCCAGCAGUGGAAGUGUCCCAGUCCAAGCCACCUCAAUCUGAGGAAUCAGCACAUGAACCUAAUGCACAGGUCAAAGAUGGCAUACCAGGUUGGCUUCUCAUCUUAGCAUUAUGCCUGACAGUUGGAGCUGUUAUCUGCGUGUUUGUUGGGAUCGGCACCAAAGACAUGUGGUAUGGUCCUAGUAAGCGAUGCUUCAAUAUCAACUCCACCGAGUCAAAGAAACAUGAGGAAUAUGACAAAGCAGCGACCCUCCCCCUGUCAGAGAAGGAGAUGGUGGCACUCAUGAGCUCACAAAAGUCAGAGAGGAAUGAAACAGACUAUAGCAUCAUCAACCUUGAAGAACUUCCAGAAAAGGAAUAUCUGAUGUAAUU